AUUAUAACUCUUAAAUAUCCAUCGAAAUAUGGUGAUAUUGAUAAUUUGUAGGAUUCUAAUAUAUCAUGGACUUUAAAGGAUUCUUAAUGUCCUAAUAUAAAUACAAAACUCCUCCAGAAAUUUCAUCUCUACGUAAGAGAUUUUGAUAUAUUCCGUGUUUCUCUCCAUCGAAUGUGAACAAGAAAAAGAUAUCAGCCCAAACCCAUAUUUGAACCCGGCCCAUGACCGAUCGUUUCAGCCCAUUUAGUGACUGCACCAAUUGCACACACGGAACGAGAGAGAGAGAGGGGUCCACUCACAGACACGUGAUGCGGAUCUGCUCCUAAUCUGCUGCCACGUGUCCGAGGGUUGAAACAGUCGCGAAGAAAGUCGUAGCUCGCCGGAGAUGGGGAAUUUGUUCACGUUUCAGUCGCCGCCGCCUCCGCCGCCGAUGGUGCUGGUCCCGCCGCUCUUCGAUUUCCCUCCCCUCGCCGCCCGUACGAGAAUGCUGGAAUCGUCUUACGACAUGCUGUUUGGAAAGCUGGCCCUGAAAUGCCUCUUCGAGGACUAUUUCGAAGAAGCGCGGCACUUCAACACGAGAAUUAUGCUCAAGCCGAUUGAUGAUCCGCAUGUCGAUUUGAUUGCGGCUGUUGCUGGUCCACUCGAUUACAAGCCAGAUGAGAAAAUUGCAGCAAAUGCACAGUUUCGUUGGCAAAGUGAUGUUCUCGAUCCUCACACAUUUGUCGAUCUCUCUGUUUCAAACUCAGAUCCAACUUUAAUGAUGAGAUCCUGUGCAUACUACCCCAAGUUUGGAUUUGGAGCAUUUGGCAUCUUCCCACUUCUUUUAAAACAAAGAAAUUCUUCUGAAGAUUAUGGCAUCAUGGGUUUGAGAUAUGGGUCUUCUAAUCUUUCAGUUGGAGCUACAUUUGUCCCAUUUCCUGCAGCAACUGAUGAACUCCCUAAAAAGGCAUGGUUAGUAAGUAAGAUGGGAAGGUUAACUGCUGGAGUGCAAUACGAACCAACAUUUGGAAGCACAGACGGACCUAGAUACAAAAACUUAGCAAAUUGGAGCUGUGCAAUGGGUUAUGGACUAGGAUCAGGCAGCCCAUUGAGCCCAUCAUUCAACUUUGGACUCGAACUUGCUAAAAACUCCCAGUUUAUUGCUUCUUUCUACCAGCAUGUGGUCGUCCAAAGACGGGUUAAAAAUCCAUUGGAGCAAAAUGAAGUAGUUGGAAUCACGAACUACAUUGACUUUGGCUUUGAGUUGCAGACAAGGGUUGAUGAUGCUCAACAAGCGAACAAUAUUCACGAUUCCAGUUUCCAAGUUGGUGCAUCUUGGCAAGCUAAUAAAAACUUUUUAAUAAAGGGUAAGGUGGGACCUCUAAGCUCCUCAAUAGCCUUGGGUUUUAAGUCAUGGUGGAAACCUUCUUUCACAUUAAGCGUGUCAGCUGUUAGAGACCGCACAAAGAGGGUAACAGCUUUUGGUCUCGGUAUCCAAAUCGACAAUAUUCGGGAAGGAAUGUAUGAGAGGGCUGAUCCCAAUUUUGUGAUGCUGACGCCAAGCAAGGAGCAUCUUGCUGAAGGCCUUCAGUGGAAAAUUGGGGAGAGACCGCUAUUUGAAUCAGAUGUUACUUCUGGCAAUUUUAAUGGCGUGCCCAAGGAAUUAAGGCCCUUAAACAAAAUGCUGUGAUCGACUGAUCAUGACGUUCUCUCUCUCUCUCUCUCAAAUACACUAGGAAUUUUAUAUCUGUUAGAAUAGAGAUUAUAUUUGUUUUCUAAUUAUUUUGAUGAAGGAAUCUUCUUCAAAAUGUUAGUCCCCCCCCCCCCACCCCCAUCCCCCUAUUUUUAUACGCAGAAAAUAGAAAAUGUCACUCCAUAUAUCGCAAUGGAACUUUCGACUGUCUCAA
This is a messenger RNA of Salvia miltiorrhiza (redroot sage), 1886 nucleotides long. RefSeq lists its product as uncharacterized. The transcript has 16 exons. NCBI's taxonomy places the organism in Eukaryota, Viridiplantae, Streptophyta, Magnoliopsida, Lamiales, Lamiaceae. The record is from RefSeq and is a predicted model, not a curated record. Bases 386 to 1669 code for a protein of 427 amino acids.